Molecule: messenger RNA, 576 nt
Organism: Archocentrus centrarchus (flier cichlid)
Lineage: Eukaryota; Metazoa; Chordata; Actinopteri; Cichliformes; Cichlidae
Gene: cox14
Product: cytochrome c oxidase assembly factor COX14
Exons: 2
Coding region: 157-333 (58 amino acids)
Source: RefSeq, a predicted model, not a curated record
UGGCGCUGUGCAGUUUUGGCAAAUCAAGAGAAAUGUCCCCUUUCAGUGCCCGUAGCUCACGUUACGAGAACGAGGGUGGUAGUUUAGAAGCUGUGCUGACAUUGAGAAUUAUAACGCUUCUUACGCAGUCUCAAAGAGUCUCAAAGGAUCCCCAGCAUGGUGACCGGAAAGAGGCUGGCAGACUUCGGCUAUCGGGCGUUUUCUGCCUCGAUGAUGCUGCUGACGGUGUAUGGGGGCUACCUGUGUGCGAUGCGAGGGUACCGCUACAUGCAGAGGCAGAAACAGUUGAAACUGGCAGCAGAGAACCAGGAUCCUGAAGUCGUCAAAGAAUGAAAUCAGCUCUGCUUUUUGCACAUGUGGACAUUUCUCAUUCCUCGUCUUUAUCCAGCAGUGAAUCAAGAUGUUUAUUAUUGCCAGGAUACUUGUGAUUUCAUUGAGGACACAGAGCCCUUAUAAAUAUUUGUUUAUAAAGCUUCACCAAGCAAAUUAACCAAGAACAUAUUAUUUGCAUCAGUGGCUGGUUUCACAUUCAUUCUGAGCAGCACUGUUUCAGGAAUAAAGAUGGAUGUAAUUGUU